Messenger RNA from Acomys russatus (golden spiny mouse), 1465 nucleotides. RefSeq names its product sarcoglycan alpha (gene Sgca). The record is from RefSeq and is a predicted model, not a curated record. Gene Ontology annotation, molecular function: calcium ion binding. The transcript has 9 exons. Gene Ontology annotation, cellular component: sarcoglycan complex; membrane. Lineage: Eukaryota; Metazoa; Chordata; Mammalia; Rodentia; Muridae. Bases 16 to 1236 code for a protein of 406 amino acids.
AGCAGAAAAGAGUGUAUGACACUGUGGGGAAGGGAGCUCCACCCCCCGCCCCCACCCCCGCCCUUGACUGAAGCUGUCUCUGUGUUUGGGGCUUAUGGGGUUCCCACAGGUCUCCUGGCAGGGCUGAGGGAUACCGAGGCCCAGCAGACAACCUUACGGCCACUUGUGGGUCGUGUUUUUGUGCAUCCUUUGGAACAUGCCACCUUUCUGCGCCUUCCGGAGCACAUUGAGGUGCCACCCACUGUCCGGCUCACCUACCACGCCCACCUCCAGGGACAUCCAGAUCUGCCCCGGUGGCUGCGCUACACGCAACGCAGCCCCUAUAACCCUGGCUUCCUCUACGGUACUCCCACUCCAGAAGAUCGUGGGCGCCAAGUUAUCGAGGUCACAGCCUACAACCGGGAUAGCUUUGACACCACUAGACAGCAGCUGAUGAUGAUGAUUGAGGACCCGGAAGGUCCCCACUUGCCAUACCAAGCUGAGUUCUUGGUGCGCAGCCAUGACGUGGAGGAGGUACUGCCCUCCACACUUGCCAACCGAUUCCUCACGGCCUUGGGGGGCCUCUGGGAGCCAGGGGAACGCCAGCUGCUUAACAUCACUUCUGCCUUGGACCGUGGAGGCCGUGUCCCUCUGCCCAUUGAGGGACGGAAGGAAGGGGUAUACAUUAAGGUGGGCUCCGCCACACCCUUCUCCACCUGCCUGAAGAUGGUGGCAUCACCUGACAGCUAUGCCCGUUGUGCCCGGGGACAGCCUCCAUUACUGUCCUGCUACGACACCUUGGCACCCCACUUCCGUGUUGACUGGUGCAAUGUGUCUCUGGUGGACAAGUCGGUGCCAGAGCCCCUGGAUGAGGUGCCUACUUCAGGCGAUGGGGUCCUGGAACACGACCCGUUCUUCUGCCCACCCACUGAGGCCACAGGCCGAGACUUCCUGGCAGAUGCCCUGGUCACCCUCUUGGUGCCCCUCCUGGUGGCUUUGCUGCUCACCCUGCUGCUGGCUUACAUCAUGUGCUGUCGGCGUGAAGGACGGCUGAAGAGAGACAUGGCUACCUCUGACAUCCAGAUGUUUCACCAUUCUACCAUCCAUGAGAAUACAGAAGAGCUUCGGCAGAUGGCAGGCAGCCGUGAGGUGCCCCGGCCUCUUUCUACCUUGCCCAUGUUCAACGUGCGUACUGGAGAGCGGUUGCCUCCCCGAGUAGACAGCGCACAGAUGCCCCUCAUCCUGGACCAGCACUGAGAGCCCUGCAAGUUCCAGCUUCAGCUAUACCACUCAGAGCUGCCCACCCAUGACCAUGUCCACCGCGGAUCCCAGUUCCUAGCCUUCUUGGACCUCCGGCUCCAAACAGGAAGACCGGAUGGAAUAGGGAGGGGUGAGAGUGCUUGGAGUCAGGACCCAAGAAUAAACAGAUACCUGCUGCUCUGCUCCUCCAUUGCUUCUAGUGCCUUCUUCUCAAUGACUGUCCCUG